Messenger RNA from Dictyostelium purpureum, 1440 nucleotides. RefSeq lists its product as uncharacterized. Lineage: Eukaryota; Evosea; Eumycetozoa; Dictyosteliales; Dictyosteliaceae. The coding region runs from base 1 to 1440 and encodes 479 amino acids. The record is from RefSeq and is a predicted model, not a curated record. The transcript has a single exon.
AUGUUAGACACAGACAAUAAAAAUAAUAAUAUUGAUGAUUUAUUUUUUUCAAUAUGGAGAAACAAGUAUCUAUUAAGUGAAAUACAAAAACACAUAAAAUUGUAUGAUGAAUAUGAAAUAGUAUAUUUAAAAUCAAUGUAUGAACUUAGACAUCAUUCACAUAGAGAGUAUAUUACAUCAGUGUUUAUUUAUCAUAAUGAAGGAAUAAAAACACCAGAUUCAGACAAAAUAUCUUAUAAACCAAUUGAAGCAGGUGAUAUCCCAGAAACCGUCACAAGUGUAAAAUUUGGAAAUAAUUACACCCAGCCAAUUGAUAUUAAAUCAGCUUUACCUUCAGGAGUUACAUUAUUUGAAUACCGUAACUUUAAUCAACCACUCACACCAAAUACUUUACCCCCAAAUAUUAAGAGUUUAACAUUGGGAAUGGAUCAAGAAAUCUGUGAAGGCACUUUCCCAGAUUCAUUAACAUUUUUAUCUCUAUAUAAAUUCAAUAAGACAAUCUCUGGACCCAACUUAUUCAACUCUGUUGUAAAUCUACAUCUAACAUCGUAUAAUCAACUUUUAAAAGCUGGUGAUUUACCUAAAACACUUGAAACCUUAAAUUUAAAUAUCUAUAAUCAACCACUAGAACCCAAUGCCCUUCCACCUAAUUUAAAAACACUAAUAACUCCAGGAUUUAACUGCCCAUUGACCCACGGUUCACUACCAGAUUCAAUCACCGAACUCAAUAUGGAUAAUUAUAAACACUCAUUAUCAAACUCACUGUCAUCCUUAACGUCAUUAAAAAAAUUAUCAAUGUAUAGUUAUAAUCAGGAUAUUUCCGAAGCAGCAUUACCAAGUUCAAUUACAUCAUUGAAUCUAUUCCUUUUUAAUAAAAAACUAUUACCAAACGUACUUCCAUAUUCAACAAUAAUCCUCAGAUUAGACACCUAUAAUCACCCUUUGGAACCAGAGGUAAUUCCGCCCAAUGUAGAGCAUUUAGAAUUAAGUUCAUAUAACUGCUUCCUUAGUAAAAAACUACUCCCAAAUUCUAUAAAUUAUCUAAUAAUCUCAUGUUUUGGUCAACCUUUUUUAAAAGACUCUCUAUCAUCAUCAAUUAAAUAUCUUAGGUUCUGCGAUAGGGGUCCAGAAAUAUUCGAAAUGGAUUCAAUUCCACCAUCUGUUGAAAUUUUAAAACUACCCUGCUUCUAUAAGCAUCCUCUUCCAGCUGGUUUAAUUCCAGACUCUGUAGUAGAUUUAACUUUACCGGAUUGUUACUCUCCCCUUCAAGUGGGUGUAUUACCAGAAUCCCUCACUAAAUUAACCUUUGGUUUUGGUUUUGAUCAACUUCUAGACCCAAAUACUAUUCCACAAUCUGUUACCCAAAUAAAAUUAAAUAAUAGAAAUUAUCCACAUCCAAUAUCUGAAUCUUUAACAAAUAGGUUAAAAAUAUUAAAAUAA